Messenger RNA from Juglans regia (Persian walnut), 4572 nucleotides. RefSeq names its product pleiotropic drug resistance protein 3-like. Gene Ontology annotation, molecular function: ABC-type transporter activity; ATP hydrolysis activity; ATP binding. Lineage: Eukaryota; Viridiplantae; Streptophyta; Magnoliopsida; Fagales; Juglandaceae. Bases 1 to 4386 code for a protein of 1461 amino acids. Gene Ontology annotation, cellular component: membrane. The transcript is spliced from 24 exons. The record is from RefSeq and is a predicted model, not a curated record.
AUGGCUCAGAUAGUUAGUACAGAUGAGAUAGAGUCAUUGAGAAUUGAGUUGGCAGAGAUAGGAAGAAGCAUUAGAUCAUCUUUUCAACGGCAUAAUUCAAGUUUCCGAAGCAGUAUUUCAGGAUUGAGUUCUGCAAAGGGAGAUGGUGACGUUGAAUACGCAUUACAGUGGGCUGAAAUUGAAAGAUUACCUACGUUUGAGCGGCUAAGAUCUUCUCUUUUUGAUAAGGAUGCUGAUGCUAAUGCUGAUGCUGAUGAAGAUGGUGGUGGUGCUGUUGACAAAAAAGGGAAACAGGUGAUUGAUGUUACGAAGCUUGGGGCUCUAGAACGACAUGUCUUUGUAGAGAAGCUCAUCAAACAGAUUGAGAAUGACAACCAUCGCUUGUUGCAAAAAAUUAGAAAACGAAUAGACAAGGUUGGUGUAAAGUUGCCUACUGUAGAAGUAAGGUUCAGAAAUCUGCGUGUUGAAGCUGAGUGUGAGGUUGUGCAUGGCAAGGGCCUUCCAACCCUAUGGAAUUCUCUUCAAAGCACCAUCUCCAGCUUGUACGCAAAGCUGCCGGGUGCAAAGUCACGUCAAGCCAAGAUAAGCAUCAUCAAUGACGUUAGUAGUAUCAUAAAGCCAGGAAGGAUAACUCUGCUGCUUGGCCCCCCAGGUUGCGGAAAGACGUCCCUUUUAAAGGCCCUGUCCGGGAAUCUAGACGAAUCUCUCAAGAUUACUGGGGAAAUUUCUUACAAUGGAUACAAGCUAGAAGAGUUUGUCCCCCAAAAGACUUCGGCUUAUAUCAGCCAAAAUGACGUGCACAUUCCUGACAUGACCGUGAGGGAAAUACUGGACUUUUCAGCUCGUUGUAUGGGUGUUGGAAGCCGAACAGAUGUUUUGAUGGAAGUCAGUAAAAGAGAGAAGGAAGCCGGAGUUGUUCCCGAUCCAGACAUAGACACUUACAUGAAGGCGAUUUCUGUGGAAGGACUAAAAAGAACCCUUCAAACAGACUACAUACUAAAGAUCAUUGGACUUGAUAUCUGCGCUGACACUCUAGUUGGAGAUGCUAUGAGAAGAGGUAUCUCUGGUGGUCAGAAAAAGAGAUUGACUACAGGGGAGAUGAUUGUAGGUCCUACAAAAGCUCUGUUUAUGGAUGAGAUAACAAAUGGCUUAGACAGUUCCACUGCCUUUCAAAUUGUUACUUGUCUUCAGCAGCUAGUGCAUAUCACAGAUGUUACAUUACUGGUUUCCCUUCUUCAGCCAGCCCCAGAGACAUUUGAUCUUUUUGAUGACCUCAUUUUGAUGUCAGAGGGAAAGAUUGUGUAUCAUGGUCCACGUGAUCAUGUUCUAGAGUUUUUUGAGGAUUGUGGUUUUAGAUGUCCGGCGAGGAAAGGGGUUGCUGAUUUUAUCCAGGAGGUAAUCUCGAGGAAAGAUCAAGCACAGUACUGGUAUCACACGGAAGUACCUCACAGUUACAUUCCAGUCGAUUUGUUCUCUAGGAAGUUCAAAGAGUCUCCAUAUGGAAAGAAGCUGGAAGAGGAGCUCUCAGAGCCAUAUGAUAAGUCCCAAAGCCAUCAGAGUGCUCUUUCCUUUAGUCGGUAUUCCCUUUCUAAAUGGGAUCUUUUUAGAGCUUGCGCUUCCAGGGAACUUCUUCUCAUGAAAAGGAAUUCUUUUAUCUACAUAUUCAAAACAAGUCAGCUGAUUAUCAUUGCAUGUAUAACAAUGACUGUGUUUUUGCGGUCUCGCAUGGAUAUUGAUGUUUAUUAUGCAAAUUACUAUAUGGGUGCCCUGUUCUAUGCUCUUGUCAUCCUUCUUGUUGAUGGUAUCCCAGAGAUGUCAAUGACUAUUCAAAGACUUGAAGUAUUCUACAAACAGAAAGCAUUUUAUUUUUACCCAGCUUGGGCUUAUGCCAUUCCAGCAAGCAUACUAAAGAUCCCUCUUUCAUUUGUGGAAUCUCUGGUUUGGACGUGUUUUACGUAUUAUGUCAUUGGAUACAGUCCUGAGGCCCAGAGGUUCUUCCGCCAGUUUGUUCUACUUUUUGCAGUGCACCUAUCUUCAUUGUCCAUGUUCCGUUUCCUGGCCUCCAUCUUCCGGACAAAUAAUGCAUCUUUCACAGCUGGUAGUUUUGCAAUAUUAUUUGUAAUGUUAUUCGGUGGCUUCAUUAUUAAUAAAUCUUCCAUGCCUGUCUGGUUGAGGUGGGGUUUUUGGGUUUCACCCAUUACAUACGGAGAGAUAGGGCUUUCUUUAAAUGAGUUUCUUGCCCCAAGAUGGCAAAAGUUGACAUCGGCAAACACUACGAUAGGGCAAGAAAUACUUGAAAGCCGUGGACUAAACUUUGAUGGUUAUCUUUUUUGGAUAUCACUUGGUGCCUUAUUUGGAUUUACAAUAGUAUUCAACAUUGGAUAUAUCUUGGCGUUAAGUUACUUGAAGUCUCCUGGAUCAUCUCGUGUUAUUAUUUCGCAUGAAAUGCUCUCCAAAGUACCUGGAAGUGACGAUUCACAUGUUGGGGACCAUUUGGAUGAAAAGUCCAAAAAUUCUCAUCUACAGGCUAAUAUUGGACCGAAAAAAGGUAGGAUGGUCUUACCUUUUACACCCCUAACCGUAGUGUUUGAAGAUGUGCAAUACUAUGUUGACACCCCACUGGAAAUGAGAGAACAGGGAUUCACAAACAAAAGACUUCAACUUCUUUCGGAUGUUACUGGCGCAUUGAGGCCUGGUGUUCUAACAGCUUUGAUGGGUGUCAGUGGAGCUGGCAAAACAACUCUUCUGGAUGUUCUAGCUGGAAGAAAGACCAGUGGUUAUAUUGAAGGGCAAAUAAAGAUUGGAGGGUAUCCGAAGGUUCAAGCAACCUUUGCUAGGAUAUCGGGUUACUGUGAACAAACUGAUAUACAUUCUCCUCAACUAACUGUAGAAGAAUCAGUCAUAUUUUCUGCUUGGCUGCGCUUGUCUGCUGAAGUAGACCCAAAAACUAAAGCCGCAUUUGUGGAUGAAGUCCUUGAGACCAUUGAGCUUGAUGAAAUAAAGGAUGCAUUAGUAGGUAUACCUGGGGCUACUGGUCUAUCAAAUGAGCAGCGUAAGCGGCUUACAAUAGCCGUGGAGCUUGUUGCUAACCCCUCUAUCAUCUUCAUGGAUGAACCGACAACAAGUUUGGAUGCAAGAGCAGCUGCAAUUGUCAUGCGAGCGGUGAAGAACGUAGCUGAUACAGGAAGAACAAUUGUUUGUACCAUCCACCAACCUAGCAUUCACAUAUUUGAAACAUUUGAUGAGUUGAUCCUUCUAAAAACUGGUGGGCGCAUGAUAUACUCUGGACCAUUAGGACAGCAUUCAAGUUGGGUUAUAGAAUAUUUUGAGGGUAUUCCAAGAGUUCCAAAGAUUAGAGAAAAUUACAACCCAUCAACGUGGAUGUUAGAGGUCACUUCGACAUCUUCAGAGGUUGAGCUUGGUGUAGACUUUGCCCAGAAAUACAGGGAAUCUCCCCUAUCUGAGAACAACAAAGAACUUGUAAGGCAGUUGAGUAGCCCACCUCCUGGUUCAACAGAUCUGCAUUUUGUGUCCCGCUUUUCUCAAAAUGGUUGGGGACAAGUCAAAUCCUGCCUAUGGAAACAACAUUUGACUUAUUGGAGGAAUCCUGCAUACAACUUGACUCGUAUGGUGCAUACACUUGUAACUGCUUUAAUUUUUGGAGCGCUAUAUUGGAACCAAGGAAAAAAAUUAAACAACCAGCAGAACCUAUUCAAUAUUUUUGGUUCAAUGUACGCUACUGUUAUCUUCUUGGGCAUAAAUAAUUGCACGACAGUCCUUCCAUAUAUAGCAGCAGAGAGAAAUGUUAUGUACCGGGAAAGAUUUGCCGGGAUGUACUCUUCAUGGGCUCAUUCACUUGCACAGGUGAUAGUGGAAAUCCCCUAUCUGUUCAUCGAAACUGCGUUAUUUGUGACAAUCUCAUAUCCAAUGAUUGGAUAUUAUGGGUCGGCUUAUAAGGUUUUCUGGUACUUCUAUGCAAUAUUUUGUUCAUUGCUGUACUUCAAUUAUCUGGGAAUGCUAGUCGUGUCAUUGACGCCAAACUUCAUGGUAGCUGCAAUUUUGUGCUCAGCCUUUUACACAUUAUUCAACCUGUUUUCUGGUUUUCUGAUGCCUGAACCGAAAAUUCCAAAGUGGUGGAUCUGGUUAUAUUAUCUGACACCCACAUCCUGGUCGCUGAAUGGUAUGCUCACUUCACAAUAUGGAGAUAUAAAUAAGCCCAUCAUGGUAUUCGGAGAAACGAAAACAGUGGCUGCCUUCUUAGAAGAUUACUUCGGGUUUCACCAUGAUCGCUUGGCUGUUGUGGCGGUUGUUCUCAUGGCUUUCCCCCUUGUUUUUGCUUCCAUGUUUGCAUAUUUUGUAGGACGGCUGAACUUCCUGCGGAGGUAAGCGUCUUGCUCUUUCUGUAGAGGCUGGAAAGGUAGAGGUUGUCCAUGGCCAACUGCAAGCCUUUUGUUUGCAAGUAAUAUGUUAGUCAGUGUUGUACUAUGCAAAUUCGUUUGUCAUACAAUAAGAAGCAUACUUGUAUGCUGGUCAAGCUGAAGAUAUCUGUACAGGGCUUAUAUAUUAUAUGAC